Molecule: messenger RNA, 11926 nt
Organism: Rhipicephalus microplus (southern cattle tick)
Lineage: Eukaryota; Metazoa; Arthropoda; Arachnida; Ixodida; Ixodidae
Source: RefSeq, a predicted model, not a curated record
AUGUGGAUAUGCGGAUAUGGCCUGGAGGGCGUGUAUGUGCCACUGUGCCAAGGCAGCGGCCAGUUCGCCGACUGUAGCGCAAGCCGUGCGCAGCAGUGCGAGACCGUGUUGCUGGCACAGCAAGUGAACGAUGCCUCCAGGGCCACUGUCCCCGAACUCCUUACGCGAUGUCGGUACAUCCGGCAGAACCUGAACUGCCUGCUCAACUACACUGCCCUGUGCCUGCCUCUGGAGCAGAAAGAGGAAAAGUCGCAGGUCAUCGUCUCGGCGCGUAAAUAUGCGUAUGCCACCUGCGAAGACCGGGACGCCGUCAAAGAGCACUGGAAGGAUGGUGCAUGCUUUCAGAAGCCCGAAGUUCAGCGCUGCAACGGCGACUACGAUGCUCAGAUGAAGAAAUAUCAGCUCAAUAGCAAGUACCCAUCUGAAGAACAGUGCAGGCGGUACAUGAAUUACCAGAGGUGCAUGCGGAGGGCUGCUAGCCUUGUGUGCAACAAAGAGGGCAUUGAGUUCUUGGGCCUGUUUCUGUACGACCGGGAGCCAACACUGUCCUGGAUGUGCAGCGACGAUUACCGACAGCCACUGCGCAUUGAAGCUGCACCCACUCCAGCAGCAAUCAACCAGGCCACCUGCACUAGUCUUGUGAGCAGAGAUCUGCAACGAUGCACGGACAAACACCAGAAGGCUACAGCCGGCCUUGGCUACCGGAAGCAGUCAUCCAAUCGCAAGUCAACAGGCCUACAGCUCUCCGACGAAGAGCACAAGACUAGGCUUUGCUGUGCUUUUGGAGAGUUUCGCCCACUGCUGUGCGCACGGCCGUCCAGGUGAAGUGCAGCACAGACCGCAAUGCCCUAGGUUGAGAGCAUCCUGCAGCAGGCGCUAGAGUUCGUCGGGCACCACUUGCGACAACUACUACUACGGCUCAAGUCUCUGCUCGACCGGGACAACCCUGACGUCGACGCAAGCGAUAAUGCUCCUCCUGGCGUUGGUUUCAGCCUGCUUUGCUGUGCAGCACUGAUUUCAUGCCUCGUAUCUCGAGAAGAUGGAGUUCAGGAGACGGCACCUGCCAUGCUGGUGAUUGGAGGGCCUGUCUCAAACGCUGUUCAGUGGAAAUAUUGAGAAGCAAAACACUUUUUUUUCAUUGUAUUUUUGAAGCAGUGCACGCAAAUUUAAACACGGCAUUCCAGCGGGAAGCCGGAAAUGAUUAAGUUCCAGAUGAUAAUGCUUUCGGCACCGUAGUACUUUGGACAUUGCUGGCUGGACCAAGCCGACGAUGGAUGAGAGUCGUUAAUGAUGGAACUACGGCAGCUAAAAAGCCGUUGCAUGGAGCUCUCUCAGAAAGUUCGCCAGAGUGGCCUGUCAAGAAUUCACUUGUUGAAUGUGCUUCAAAAUCUUGCCUUGGUACUGCUGUCAUGAAAUCUUUCAUUGUUGUAUGUAUUGUAGCUGAUUUUGCAUUCAGCCGGGUGAUUCAGAUGUGUAUAGGCAACUGCAAAAACUUGAAAUUAUUCUGAACAGUUUUCUGCUCUUAGCAAGGACAUUUGACGUAAGGAACAUAUUGGCAUCCCAAACGUUGAGCAUGUUUUCCAUCGCAAGAUUUAAGACUCGUAAAAAGGCUGCAUAUUUGGCUCUAAAACAUAAGAAAUCGCUAGUUGGCACGAUGAAGGCAUGUUCUUUGUCGUAGGGUAACUUGUUUUAGGUGCCCUUUGUUAUGAUUGAGGAAGAAAUUACGAGGGCAUAAAAUCACAGCUAACCUGAAAAAAAUUCUCAAUAUGCUGGUUGCGAUGUGCUUGUUACUGAGCUGCUCAACAAAGUGACUGGUUAUAUGGUCAUCAUGCUCAAGCUAAUCAUGCUUGUAUCAUUUACAGUGCACACCCACAACAAUCUUUUGAAAAGAAACCUACAUGGAAUACUACAUGAUUACACCUAUUAUACAGUGUGGCGUAAAUUUCUAGUGAGACAACCGAAAAACACUGAAAUACGUUUCGGCUGUGAAAAAUGUAGAGCACAAUAAUAAUUGAGCAUGCAAAGACCAUAAUAGCAUACUUAACACACCAUUUGUAUUAGCCACAUAUAAAAAUGAAUAACAGUCAGAGAGUUCUGACAUGUCAACAAGAAUAGGUAGAAGUCAGAACUGCUGAAAUGUAGAAAAAUGCCUCUUAAUAUUUCUCAUAUUUUAUUACAAUUCUCGUUUUUUGACAUGUUUAUAUUGACUCAAGAUGCAGCCCAAGAUUUGUUCGUUUUAGACUUGUGCGGAGGCGUCUUUCUCCAUCACAUGAUUUUUUCUUACCCAAAAUGUGCACAGCCAACAGCAGUGUGCAAAGACUGCUUUUGCAACAUUACAGUGAUUGGGCACGCAAGUGCGAAUGAACAUUUGCGAAGGCAAAUCAACUACCCCUGUCACAACUCAUUGAAAUUUUACAUUAGAAAACAGCACGGGCAUCAAAAUUUCAACUUACGGGUGUUCUAACAGCUGUAGCAUCGCUUAUUGAACAAGCGCACAUUUGGCUUGCGGACUUAUCAGCUGAAAUGACUGGGAAGUUAUUACCAGUUUCUAAGUUGAUCACACAGCUGCAUUCAGCGUUAUGGUUUGCUUGGAUUGUGUUUUACUCCAUUCUCCACUGUCAAAACACCUAACCAUUCAUAAAGCCAACAUAACCACAGCCAUUCACCUUUGUAAGAAGUAACUAGGAAUAUUAUUUGGUCAGAUGUUAUUUACUAAAAAAAAAUUCUAUGCUUGCUCAAGUCAGCCCCAGUUUCCCGUAUCAGCAAUAACCAGCAGGAAAAUACUAACGUCUUUUUUCUUGAACAGUUGACAUUUCAUGUGUCUCUUUCUUCCACCAAUUUUCAUGCAUGACAGAAAUAAUAUCUUCACAAGAAUCUACCAAUAGAGCCAAAUCAACCACUCAUCGCUUGAAUGGUCUAUGUGGUCGAUACGUUUCAGAUGGCGCAAUUUCGGCUUUGCAAUUAGGUCUGCUGCAGUCAGUGCUGGUAAAUCUUAAUCAUGCAGUGUGUGGCAAAAGCAAAAUUUUAAAUGUUACUUCCCUUUUAAACUGAAAAGUUACUGUCCAGCAGCAGCUUCAAGGCUGAGCUACUGAUUUUAUGUGCCAUUAAACAGAAUUAAUUGUGGCCAAAUGCAUAAAGUUGAACAAACUCAAGUCUGUUAGUCACAACAGCAGAUUUGUCACUCUCCUAAGUACUAUUUAUUCACUACUUAAGCCAAGAUUCAAGGUAGGUGCUAAUGAAAAAAAAUUGUUAAUUUAGUGAUUUGCUGCAAUGUUUCUAGACUGCAUAUACAACCACCGCAAUAAUUCUUUCAAUUAAUACAAGUGUUUAUAAUUCUGAGGAAUUGGUGGGUCUAAGGAAUUACCAAACAGGCAUCUCUCAGCUGGAAAUGUUUUUGCGCAGUUGCAUUCUUGCAGAAAUUCUUGUUUGGUGAUCACCAGUUGGUUUAGUCAUUUUAUGAUGAAAGAGUUUUAUCUUACAUUUUUAAAAAAUCCAUAUCAGUGGAAAAAAGGUUGUCAAGGUUUAAUAUCAAUAUAAUGAAUUUUUAUUCCGCACCAAUUUCAAUAUUUAAGUUUUAUUACUGCUUUAAAAGAAUACUUAGGAAUGAUCAUUAUUCCAUCUAUUUGUAGCUUUGCUGUGUGGUUUUCUGCAUAUUUUAACUUUGUUUUUUUAAAAUUUGUUGCAUAAUGAAUUGCAGCACACUACUGAAAUUGUGAGCUUGUCGAAAAAAAGAUUUGCAGAGCAAUGCUGUUGGCAAUUGACUACACGCCACUAAUAACAGAUAAAUAAUCAAAAUGUCCAUGGCUGUUUCCAUAGUUCAACUUAUGCAUGAAGGUUGGCACAUUGUAAUCUAUAACAGCUAAAAAAAUAUUGUUCAACUGUAAUAUACUAACUUUUACGAUUUAUUCAAUAUGCGCAAAUUUUAUCGAGCCUGCUUUUGCUUCAGUGAUAUAAAAAAGUAAACAUACAUGACAGAUGAAACCAUUCACCAUGGUUAAUCAAUUUUACAAAAGCCCUUCAAUGUUGGGAAAAAAUCACGUAACUUCAUAAAAAAAUCUACACCAUAGUCAUGAUGAAGCAUCCAGGAAUUCACAAAGAAAUCAAAGAAAUUGAUAAUGCAAACCUGCUGGAGGAAGUUUUAUAUUUAUAAACCUUAUUUUUACUUCAAUAUAUCCUUUUAGUCCCAAUUAGAGUUUAUUGCAGGGAUUGUCAAAAAAAAAUAUGCAAGUUUUCAAUGCUGCAUAGAUAGUCGCCAUACUUUAGUGUCAUUUCACACCUUCUUGGGACUUUCUUAUUCCAAUAAUAUUUCAGAACACAUUUAGAAAAUUCUAAGCGAGCCUGUAAAAGUUAAACUCAUGCUCACGAAAGUUACAUUAAUGACGCAUUAUCCAUAUUGAGCAAUGCACAUCAGCAUGCUCUGCACAGCGUUGUGUGCACAGUUGCCACUCGUGUAGUAGUUCAACAGUGCGAGCAGGAAUGUUUAAAGUUGCUGAACGUGAAACUUUCAACAAUCACAAGCUGCCUGGUUCGUCAUUCUAGAGGGCACUGUGUCACUGCUAAAUACGAAUGUGGUACUUUCAGUUAUUCAGUCUUAAAAAUCAUUCAUUUUUUUGUCUGAUUUGCAAGCAGCUGCGAUAUCGAAUCGACUCACCAGUUAAGCAUUCAUAUACAUUUACUCCAGCACUUAGCUUAGAAUACAGAAGAUGGAAACACACAAAGAAACAAGGUACAGAAUACAAUGAAAUUUGAAUGUGAGCAUGAGGAACGAGCAUUUGUUCCUUCUUAAUAUGUAUACUUUUAUAAAAGCACUAUUCUUUAAUCUGUCCAAACUGGACCUCUUCAGUGAGGCUUUCACAAAAAAAUGCAGUGAUUGCUUGGAGACUGAUAAAGUUGCUUUUUUGGUCCUUGUUCUUUCCUUUAUUUUCUUACUAAAUUGUGAGGAAUUUUAAGGAAAUAUUGUCGCUGUUUCUGCAGAAAGUGUAAUGUUUCUGCUUUCUACUAUAACUGCAGCAAUAAUUUGGCCUGAACAAACAGGCAAAUUUCGAAGGUUAUAUAUCACUUUCAAGAGCACUGUUUUGCAAAUACUCAUCACAGAGUAUAGAUCUACUCGAACCAAUUACUCGCCUUACAAUCUGCUCCUACUUUUGCUGGAGGACGAUGACUUACUGGCUGCAACAUCUGUGUUAGCUCUGCAAAGUAGCCUUAGUCAGCCUCGCAACUACAGAUUACAUCAUCCUGAGAUUUGUACUUGUUGUAAAGGCUUCCGAUGCACAUUAACUAACAUUUUGCUGUGAGAGCAACAAUUAUCUUGAAUCUUCGCAUGAGCUAAGUUGCAUUUGAGCAUUUUGUAGCAUUCUGCAAGAAGACAUGCAUACUCUUUUCCGUAGUAUUUGCUUUUUCUCACUAGGACUGAUGCUUUCUUCAUCGUAUGUCAGCCUACAAUUUCACUUCUACUGGACAACAAUUCUCGAGGCAAAUGUUUGAGGCCUCCUGCUUAUCGGUUUAACAUUCCUUGUCUGAUAGUUCUUAUUCUUUUUCUUUACCCCUCAAGUGUCUUCCGUCCUCAAUAUGUUCACGAUGGGCUGCCGGUCCGCGACACAAACAAGUUCUGACUUAUUGCUCACAGUUUAGACAAAAGAAUAGACGUUGCUGCAACAGAAACUGUAAUUCGAUGCUACGUGCAGCCUUUUCUGGUAAUAUUAACUUUGUACAUAACAUUCAUAGACACUGCCUUUAUGUCGCACCAGACACCCUAAGCUUGGCAGCUGACACUGAAAUGUGACUAGCAAGGUCAUUUCAACAUUUCAUCAUUGUACAAUUGUACAAAACACAUCACUUUAGUGUGAAUAAGCAUUUGAACCAUCAGGUUGAACUGGUAUAAAGAUAAAUCAGCAUGUGGGAAAGAUCACUACUGAGAAUUUCAGCCUGAAUAAACGCCAUAACGUUUGGGUUGAGCUGAUAUAAAAAAUACUCACGAUCAUUGGUAGAAUGUUGGCUGGUUCUAGUUUCUUUCUGAUUUGCAGCUGAAGUGGUUACCUUUCAACUGUUGACCUGGAAUGCAGGAAGAAACUGAGAAAUCUUUAUCAAUGAUAAAAAGCUCAGCUUUUCAAUAUCUUACCUGUAUUCUUUGAAAUGAAAUGUAUCGCUGCCAGUUCAUAUGUAAUUUGCAUGCAAAAUCAAAAUGUCCUGUACAACUGAUCACAAUCUGUCUUUAUUUUCCAAUGCACACUGAAACUUUCCUAAUAUGUGCGCUCUCCAGAGGAUCACGUCACAAUUUUUUAAAUGCCAAUCAUCUCUGUGUCACAGUCAAAGCUACGGCACCCUGCUAAUGGAUUCACUGAGUCGUGACCCCGCCCUUUAACACCUGGAGAUCAACUACCUAGCACCUUUCUUAAAGUUUGUAGCAUAAGCAUUUAGGUGCUGAAGGAAAGGUGAUGCAGUUAGGAAGGGAAGGCAAAAGACGCACACGGUGGUUUUGCGUCCCUCUUAAAAAUGAACUUUAACCAGAUUUUUAAAUGUUUUAAAAUAUUUUGAAUAGUUUUAAAAACUCUUUAAUAGUGCACUUCGAUAACUAGCCAAAAUCACUGUUCUUUAGUUAUUUAGAAACAAUUACUUAGCAAUCGAGAAUGAAUAGAAUCAUGCUUAAAGAAUUUCAAAGAAAUUAGGCCUCUGGUGCGACAUGCCACUAUAUGGUUUACCCAUCGGUAGCGAUGCACCUAAACGCUCACAUGUGACAGUACUCGAGUAUUAAAAACUGGCCUUGAAAAAAAUUUCAAUGCCAGUAUGUUUUUUGAACAGGAUUGCUCACAUAUACUUGGGACGGCUGAUAUGCAAAGUAAAGGUUUCCACUACAAAUCUGUAUAGCAAUAACUAAAUUUAGCAGCCACUAUUUUCUAUUAUGCAAUAGGAUUUGCAUCACUGUUUGCCAGGAAUACGUGGAAAUUGAGGGCACAUUCAGGACACGAAAAACAUACACUAGCCGUUUGAAUUAGCCCGUUAUAUUUGGUGCGCUGUAGGAAUUAUCUCUAGUGCUAUGCAAUUGCUGUAAAAUCACAAACAUCGAAGCUGUCCUGAGUAAGCUGUGACUAUUGGUUUAGAAGGCUGCAGCUGUGUUGUUUGUAUAUCGCACUUGUACUGAUUACUUUUUCAUGUUUCUGUGGCAGCGUUGCACCAAUUGAUCAUAAGUUUGCUUUGUAUCGCCCAACUUUCGCUCUCUGUGUUUCAUCACAAAUGACUAUUGAAGUGCUGCAUACAAUUCACGCACGCGUCCUAGGAAUUAAGCUUGCGAAUGAUCUUGAUUUAUUCAACAGUGUUAUAAGUUAGUGACAUGAAACACCGGCACCAUAGAGUAAUAAAUCAACAGACAUUCCUGGAUGUCAUCACUACUGCAUCACGCUCUAACAUUUGUAAUUGAAUGCCCUUCUUGGUGAUUCAGAUUGCGUAUGAAAUGGGCAUUCUCAUUGGGCAUUCUUAAUGGUUACUAGAGAUAUAGAUGUAUUCUUUUUCCACUUAGAGAGUUUAUAAUUGAUUUCACUCUAACUAAUGCAGUAGAACAAGAUCAGUACUAGGGAUCAGAACUUUUUCUAAGAAACAAGCAGACCUACUGCAAGGCUUGUUCGUUCCUACAGCAAUAAACAAAUUUUUCUUAUAUGGAACAUUAUGCAAAGCAGUCGACUUGUGAGACAUCAAUGCAAAAGCGAGGCAAAGAUAUGUGCUCAAAAGUAAAAAUUUCAUUAUAAAAGCUUUCUUCAUUUUCAUUUGUACUUGUUGAUUAAAAAAAAUUAGAUACUGUAACUUUGAAAUGCGUAAAUAUUUUUACUGAUAACCGCUAAUGCUUCCUGCAAUUAGUACUACAGUGUACUUUUGCCAGUGAAAUGAACUUGCAUGCCUGAUUAGUAAAGUACUCAUUUUGCACUGAUCACACUGACUCAUUUGAAGCAUUACGCAGCCAUUAUUGCUGAAAACUUGCAAGCUUGGUAGUCAGUCACAAUACACAAUGCAGAAGCUUUUAGAUGACACUGAACGACACCCUGUUGAGAGUGGAGGAUGUACAAUUUGUUUGAAAAAUGCAAGGACGCUUUCAACUCCGGCACUGCAGCUCCUCGUAGCUGAACGUAAUAGGGCUCACAUUGUCCAACGCAGACUGUUCCAAAUGCUCAAACACGUUGUCUGUUCUGCAACAGCAGUGAUUCACGCGGGAACGUUCUCACGUUUUCUCUGCACCUGUACAUAAGCUGCUUUUGAAAGUACGUUUUAGAAACAUGAAGAGAAGUCAGAGUAUUUUGAGCUUGUACUGCCUAUUGGUUAUGUUUUUUUUUUUCAGGGUGAUACAUGAUACCGGGGUACAUUGGUAGACACCUGCAAAAGAGUGCUUUUUCUUUCUUAUUCCUGCUUCAGGAUUUUGCAAGCUCAUGGUAUCACAUUAGCAUUGCAUGUGAAACACAAUUUAUUUUGAAAGUGUAGCCCAUAAUUUAGAAGUACACUCAUCUCUGUUAGCACCUUGGGAUUGCGUUCAUGUGGGUUUGGCACCACGCACUGUGUCUCAAGGUUACGGAACUAAUGUCUGCCUCGAUUUUUUUUCAUAUGCGGUGCGUUAUGACUUAAUUAAUGCGGCAGCCUUUUGAACACUUCAGUGACUUUCUACAAUAGCUGUGCGUUUGUGAUAUGGUUGUUCUCGGUGCUUGCUUGUAAAUAUUGUGGGUAAGGUGCGCAGCUGCUUAUGCUAUCCACCAUCAUACCACACUUCCUUUGCCAAUGUAGCGCUGCAUUAGCCUAGGAAGAGUGGCUGGCAUUGUGUCACGGUUCUGGCGAUGGGAAAUGCGGGAAGGAGUGAUGCUCUUUCACCUCAACUCAGUGGUCGCUCCGUGUUUCCUUUUUCUUUCACUGCCUUCUCAAUUAGCCCGCUAUACUGUCUAGUGGGUGUCCAGAAGUACUUCACACAAAACUGUUCUCUGUGGUGAUAGAUUGCAAGUCUGUGGCGUCAUCUGCCCGCUACUCAUGGCUGUUUGUACAUAGCGUAUAAUGUCAUAUCGCGAAGCAGGCCCGUGAACUUGCACAUGUAAUGCAGCCGAAUGCUGCGAGACCUCGGCGGAAUCGCACCUCAUGCUUGCAGCAUUUAUGCACUGGCAUUGGUUUUGGCAACGUGGACACUUCCCCCCCUUUUUAUUUUAUUUCGUUGAGGUCGCAGUGAUUUGUAAAAGUGCUACUUCUGUAAAAUGUUUUAGGUUAGGAAUGCUCGUGCUUUUGCUAAGAAGGUGCAUUUGUGCCCAGGGUUUUGUUACUCAUGUGGCCGCUAUCUGUGAAUGCAUUGGGAAUACUACACUUUUAUGGCAAAAAACAACAACAUUGCUAGUUUUCUUUGACAUAUUUAUUUGUUAUCGCAUCGCAUGCUUUAGUUAUGCAUAUUAGACCACAUUUUGUGUUCGAAGAGGGUGUGGUAUGCUUGCUUUGCAUCUCAGUGUGACUGCCGAAUAUUCGCAAAUUUCAUGAUGUGAUAACUAUAGCAUUUCUUGCAUUGCCGUGAUUGGAGCAACAGUUAUGGUCUUGAAAUUGUGUUGUUCUGUAAUGUUUGGAUGCUGUGUUGCUGCAGAGCUGUGCUAUCUGAUCCUAUAAAGAUAUCAGUAAUUCUUCUAAUACAGCGGCGCUUGUGAAAAAUUUUCGAAGGCAAGAACUCAGCAAGCCUGCCUACCUGUUUCAGUGAGCUGUUUGAUUUUUAAAAAUUAAGCAUUGUUUAAUUGGCCAUGGUUGCCUGGAGGUAUGUGCUUGGUUCUCAUUCGGCGGAGCUUUCAAAUUUCCUUAAAACCAUAUGCAGUGCACUCAAACCUCAUUAUAACAAUGUUGUACCUUACACAAAAAUAAGUUUGUUAUAUCUGAAAAUUUGAAACAAAGGCUUAUUUCUAACACUAUCUAUUGCAAAACUGUUUUUGAUUCAUUUUGUUAUACCCUAUAUUUUGUUAUAUUCGGGUUUUUGAGUGUAUUCACCCUGCAGGUAAGCCGACAUGGUGGCCUACCUGUGAUGCGAAGUUGUUCUGUUUGAUACUGUACACCAUUAUGGCAGCACUCUGGAGUUCACCCUACAUGCUGCACUUGUGCAGGCGACUCUUGUUAAACUUCAAGGGACCAGAAACGUUAUUUUCCAACAGGUAGUCAAUGUCUAAUUUAGGGUAGCGAGGAGCAGAGAAACAGUGUAUGACUUGCUUCAAGGAAAUCAUUUAUCAGCAGAUGUUCAUGAGGUAGAGGGAUAGCCACUGAUUUCUUUAUAGCACAUUGGUACACAAUACAAAUAUGUGAAGGAAGCUCGGUAAGCUCCCGUAGCUCUUUCAUAAUAAAGUGCAGAUGUUUAGAUUCUCUCAAUUCAAACAUGGCUGACAUUACCUGUUCAUUGGUCACAAAUGAGGAAAAUGAAUAUCCACUGCUGAAUGUUUUCGUGUUUUGAAACAGAACCGGCCCUGGUGAUUAGGUGUGUGCUUCUUAGCCUUCAGAAAGGAAGAAAAACAGUUAAAGCUGCGAGGAUGUGUCCAAUAUUAUGAGAGUAUUAGUGUUCACAUGUCAUUUGCCGAAUUGCCACCUAAUGCUGGUGCAGCUGCAUAGAAGAGGUGCGGGUCUCGUACAUGUGGUGUCUAUUGUACAAGGUUGCUAUGGUGUACUUAUUUACGUUCUAUUACAAUACUUGGCGUGGCACAGUUGCUGGCAGUGGUUGAUUACUGCACUGGCUGCAUUAGAGAGCUAACUUUGUUAAUACAGCAGUAUUUUUAUUAAUGGGCUUUUAUGUCUCGGGGCAAGCUAUGCAGCUCAGAAUGGUAUGUGGGUCAUUGGUGAAGUGUCAUUCAGCCUGCAAACGAGCUUGUGUGGGUGCAACAGUUUCUGCAUAUGUGGAAUUGCUUGCACAUACUUGUAUUCCUAGAAAUUGCUAGGUUCAAGUAAUUAGGCUUUGUGACUACAUUGUUAAUUGAGCUUGGGCAUAACGGUUUCUUCUCGCGGAACUGCAGAAGCAUGUACUUCAACGUUUCGAUAGCAUAGGUCCCGUAUUGUCAACAAGGCACAGUUCUCACAAACACUUUUGUAGUAUGAAAAAAGUUAUUCACUGUAAAGUAAUCACUCGUGUAUCAUUUCGUUCUCUUUUUUUCCAUGGUUUUUCUAUAGAUACAUUUAAAAUCUCUUGGGUAUUAUAACACCUAAGCACCAAAUGAGGCCAAUUUAUUACUAUUUGAGUACACAUAUAAACUUUGUUCACUCUUGAGGCGAAUUGGUAUACCUUGUUCAUUCCUGCUUAGUGAUUUAAAAGGGGUUGUUUAGAAUUCAGUAAUCAUUAAUAACUAUGUGCUUUUAUCGUGAUUCAGCAAGAAAAUUGCUAAAGAAGGAAUGAUUCGAAAGAGAAGUUGAAGUUGAUUAUCCAGUUUUGUGUUACUAAUACCACGAUGAAGACAAAAGAAAAGGUUGAAAGACAGCUUCAGCCACUAGCAGCCAACUGAGCUACGCCUGCUGUGUAUAUGCGAUCGCGUGUGUCUCAAAUACUGAUUAUGCAAAAGACAACGCAGGUGCCUUAGAAGGUGCGGGAGACGGAGUAUUUUUCUAUUUUUGUAAAACCGCGAUAUGUCUCUGUCUGCUCUGCGUCUUGACGAAGAACUUGUUGCUGUGCUUGUUGCGCAUGUGCAGCUCUCGGAUGGCCAGGGUCGGCCCAGUGCACUUGUGCACUCAAAGACUUGCAUACUCUGUUGUCUGUGUGAGUGACGAGUGACCUAAGGAAAUAUGUAGACUUUUUUUUUGUCCUCUUUAUUUCUUUGUGCCCACUAUUUAGGUUGUAAAAGACUUGAACACAUUCCUCAUAUGCGGUUACCAGUGUAAUUGUAGAGUGAGUUUAACCGCGUUGAAACUCUGUAAGUACAUACACUGUUGCAGUUGAAAUAAAGGUAUUGAGAUUUUUAGA